AUGGGGAAGAUAGAAGGCAGACAGAUUGGGAGACUCUCUCCAUACAGGUGGGUUUGCAAGCACAUCAAGAAGCCCAUCCGCUCGACGGUGCUCAGCCUGGACUGGCACCCCAACAACGUCCUCCUGGCCGCCGGCUCCUGCGACUUCAAAUGCCGGAUCUUCUCAGCCUACAUCAAGGAGGUGGAGGAGCGUCCCAGCCCCACGCCGUGGGGCUCCAAGAUGCCCUUUGGGGAGCUGAUGUUCGAGUCGAGCAGCAGCUGCGGGUGGGUGCACAGCAUCUGCUUCUCGGCCAGCGGCACCCGGGUGGCCUGGGUGAGCCACGACAGCACCCUCUGCCUCGCCGAUGCCAACAAGAAGAUGGCCGUGGCCUCCCUGUGCACUGAGACCUUGCCCCUCCUGGCCGUCACCUUCAUCACCGAGAACAGCCUGGUGGCCGCGGGCCACGACUGCUACCCGAUGCUGUUCACCUACGAGGAGAGCCAGGGCACACUGACCUUCGGGGGGAAGCUGGAUGUCCCCAAGCAGAGCUCCCAGCGCGGCCUCACCGCUCGUGAGCGCUUCCAGAACCUGGACAAGAAAGCCAGCUCGGACACCGCCAACGCCACGCUGGACACCCUGCACAAGAACAGCAUCAGGCAUAACCUGGACAAGAAAGCCAGCUCGGACACCGCCAACGCCACGCUGGACACCCUGCACAAGAACAGCAUCAGGCAUGUACUGGGGGGGGUGUGUGAGUGGGUGGGUGGGGGUCAAGCUGCGCUGAGCUACCCUGGGGGUGGUGGGUCCUGA
Molecule: messenger RNA, 789 nt
Organism: Calidris pugnax (ruff)
Lineage: Eukaryota; Metazoa; Chordata; Aves; Charadriiformes; Scolopacidae
Product: actin-related protein 2/3 complex subunit 1B-like
Exons: 6
Coding region: 1-789 (262 amino acids)
Biological process (GO): Arp2/3 complex-mediated actin nucleation
Cellular component (GO): Arp2/3 protein complex; actin cytoskeleton
Molecular function (GO): actin filament binding
Source: RefSeq, a predicted model, not a curated record